AUGACCAAGAAAAUGACCGACCCUUCGUUCAACUCGUCAGACCUCAUGCUCACCCGCACCCGAGCCAAUGAUACACCCUCAAUUCAAUCCAUGGUCAACGCAGCAUACGAGAAAUACAUACCCCGAAUUGGCAAACCGCCAGCUCCAAUGACAGCAGACUAUGCAUCUCUGCUCACAACCCACGAUAUCUUCAUCAUGCGCACCACUCAAUUCCCCAUCGGCGCGCUCGUUCUCCACCACGAACCAGACUCUUAUGUCCUAGAGAUCGAGAACUUGGUAGUCGACCCAGGCGCACAAGGUCGUGGCUACGGAAAGGUAUUGAUGCGCUAUGCAGAAGACUUUGCACGGUCGUGA
Messenger RNA from Fusarium subglutinans, 354 nucleotides. Its product is annotated as acetyltransferase. The transcript has a single exon. Gene Ontology annotation, molecular function: acyltransferase activity, transferring groups other than amino-acyl groups. Bases 1 to 354 code for a protein of 117 amino acids. NCBI's taxonomy places the organism in Eukaryota, Fungi, Ascomycota, Sordariomycetes, Hypocreales, Nectriaceae. The record is from RefSeq and is a predicted model, not a curated record.